Molecule: messenger RNA, 936 nt
Organism: Lottia gigantea (owl limpet)
Lineage: Eukaryota; Metazoa; Mollusca; Gastropoda; Lottiidae
Exons: 9
Biological process (GO): microtubule-based movement; mitotic cell cycle
Cellular component (GO): microtubule
Molecular function (GO): microtubule binding; plus-end-directed microtubule motor activity; ATP binding
Source: RefSeq, a predicted model, not a curated record
GAUUGUGUCUAUGAUGAAAACUGUACAACUUAUGAACUACAUGAUGAGAUUAGUUCUCCUAUUGUUAAAGCUGCUAUGACAGGAAUUCAUGGAACUGUGUUUGCUUAUGGUCAGAGUGGUUCUGGUAAAACAUUUACAAUGUCAGGUGACAGUAUGGCACCAGGAUUAAUAAGACAAGCUGCUACAGAAAUAUUUGAUUAUGUUGAAGAAUGUCCAAACAGAGAGUUUUUAUUGCGUAUGUGCUACAUGGAGAUUUAUCAAGAAAAAAUAUCAGAUUUAUUGUCAACAGAAAAAGAUAAACCCAUUAAAAUACAAGAAGAUACAGAUCACCAGAUAAAUGUCAUUGGUUUACAUGAACAACAUGUGACAAGUUUAGAAAAAGUUUUUGAAGUUAUUCAACAAGGAGACAUGCGCAGAAAAACUGCAGCAACUAAACAAAAUGAUAGAAGCUCUAGAUCACAUAGUAUUCUGAGAAUGAUUAUAGAAAGUCGUGAAACAGGUGAAAAUGAUGCUGUCAUGUUGUCACAUUUAAAUUUUGUUGAUUUAGCUGGUUCUGAGAAGGCAGGAGAGAAUUCUGGUGACAGACUGAAAGAAGGUUGUGCUAUCAAUAAAAGUUUACUGUCACUGUCACAAGUUAUAUUUAAACUUAGUGAAGGAGAUAAUGAAGGUUAUAUAGGAUAUCGUGAUUCUAAAUUAACAAGAAUAUUACAAAAUGCCUUGGGUGGUAAUUCUAAAACAGCUAUUAUUUGUACUAUAGCACCUACCUCUAUAGUAGAAAGUCAUUCUACAUUAAAGUUUGCAUCCAGAGCCAAGAAGAUUAAAAAUAAACCUCAUGUUAAUGAAGUUCUAAAUGGUGAUGCACUUUUAAAGAAAUAUAGAAUGGAAAUACAAAGAUUGCAGAAAUCAGCUUCAGAGGUAGCUUUGUUUAAAAAUUGA